This is a messenger RNA of Tetrapisispora phaffii CBS 4417, 3069 nucleotides long. RefSeq names its product Met18p (gene MET18). The coding region runs from base 1 to 3069 and encodes 1022 amino acids. NCBI's taxonomy places the organism in Eukaryota, Fungi, Ascomycota, Saccharomycetes, Saccharomycetales, Saccharomycetaceae. Gene Ontology annotation, biological process: iron-sulfur cluster assembly. The record is from RefSeq and is a predicted model, not a curated record. The transcript has a single exon. Gene Ontology annotation, cellular component: cytosolic [4Fe-4S] assembly targeting complex.
AUGAUAUUAAAAUCAUUAGUGGAUUCAUAUCUAGCUAAUAUAGAUAUUAACAAAGAAAAAACUGAUGAACUAGGUUCUUCUAUCGCCAAUGCAAUCAAUUCAGGUGAUUUUAAGAUAUUGGAUGUUAUUAUUAAUUUGAAAAAUGAAUUCAUAUCUGAGGAUGAGAAAAAAAGACAGCAAUCGUUACAUUGCCUUUCAAAUAUUUUGAACAAUUUAUCAAGUGCAACUCUUAAAAAAAAUGAAUUGAAUGUCAUAUUUAAUUUCUACCAAUCAAAAAUUGAUGAGUUGAACAAUAUGACUGAGAUUUUAAGUGGUUUUAAUUCAUUAACAACAAUGGACUCAGUUUCUAUGUUGGAAAUCUCAACUUUACUAAAUAUUAUUAGCAAUGAAUAUGAACCAUCUAAAUUUCUUACUCCGACUAGAUACCAAACUUUUUUGAUAUUGUCCAAUAUAAUCGAAAAGUACAAGAUUGAAAUGAAGGAGGAUCCAAAAUUUUUGGAAUUAUUUGUUAGUACAUUUUUACAUAUCGCUAACGGUGAGAAGGAUCCAAGAAAUUUGUUGUUAUCCUUCAAAAUCAAUAAAACAAUAACUACAAAUUUUAAAAACAUUGAGCAAUUUGCUGAAGACUUAUUUGAUGUAUUAUUUUGCUAUUUUCCAAUCACAUUCAGACCUCCAAAAGAUGAUCCAUACAAAAUCACUGCAGAAGAUCUAAAAAGUGCCCUUCAAUCAACAAUUGCUUCGACUCCAUUAUUUGCUGCCGAUGCUUUCAGUAAUCUAACUGAUAAACUCAAAGCUUCUUCGACUGUUGUUAAAUCAGAUACUUUAAGUGCCUUGAAUGAGUGUAUUAAUAACUUUGGAGCAAAAUAUUGUUUGACAGAAUAUGUACCAUUGUGGAAUGCCAUUAAAUUUGAAUUAAUGCGUAACAGUGAGGGUGGAGAUGUUGGAUUAGCAACCAUCAUACCAGGAAAUGUCAAUAUAAACUCAGAUGUCUCCAAUUAUCAACUAGCCAUUAAUAUUGUGAUAUCAUUAGCUCGAGUUUUGUCCGAGUUCGACAUCAAUGCAUUUAAUAAAUUUUUCAACUACAUUUUAGGAGAAUUAAAACCAAACUUUAAAUACAACAAGGAUCUUAAACAAAGCUCUACUGUACUAUCUGCAUUGGGUUCCGUAAAUGCUCAAUCAUUUAACAAAGUUAUAACCAAUUCUCUUCCGUUAUUUCUUCAAAAUACUUCUGAAACAAAUCAAUUAAAACUGAUAAUAAUGAACUUAUCGUUUUUCUUCGACUCAUAUAUUGCUGUUUAUGGCAGUGCAGAAAAAGAUAUGCUGAAUAACACUGUAAUAGAAAGCUCUUUAACUCCAUAUAAGGAUGAAAUCCUAAUGAUACUGGGAAAAGCUUUAACAGGAAGUUCUGAGGUCGAAGUUACAUUGAGGACACUGUCAAUAGUUCAGUUUACUAAAAUGAUCAAAAUGAAAGAAUUCCUCUCAGAGGAAGAAGUGUCUUUAAUAGUUCAAUAUCUAUCUGAAACAAUUCUAGAAGAUAAAAAUAAGAACAUAUACUAUGCUUGUUUGGAAGGGUUAAAAGUAAUAAGUGAUAUUUAUGAACCAAUAGUAUAUGAAAUUUCAUUAAAGAGGAUGCUUUCUUUACUACCAAAUGAAAUAAAUGCAACGAUUAAUUUAAGUGAGGGCAAAACCAUUGAAAAAGAAUUAAUUUUGAAAAUAAUUUUGGAUUAUACUACGUCAAGACAUUGUUUAGUUAAGGAGUCUAUAUAUGGAAUUUGUGAAAAAUUAUAUGAAAUUGCACCUCUAGAGAAUUCAAAUAAUUAUUGUUUUAUUCUAAUCACUGCUCUAUAUACUUUACUGGAAAAUAAUAUUAGUUUGAUUAAAGAUGAAGAAGGUAAAGAAAUUAAGAACACAAUCGAGGAUAGAUUAUUAUCCACCCUAAUCAAUAAUUCUUCAAUUUUAAAUGAUAAUCAUAAUUUGAAUCUUUUGUCGAUUGCCUUAUUUUUCAUUAAUGCAAGCAGUGAUAGAUCAGGUCACCAGUCAGCUUUAGAAAAGAUUAAUGAUCUUUUCAUAGAAAAAUACCAAAUUUUUAACAAACAUUCUAGAUUAGUCAUUCCAUACACGAAAUUAAUCUCAGGUUUAGAUAAAGACUGUAAGUUCAAUAAUUGCGACAAAUAUUUCGAGUCUUGCAUUAUCUUAUUACAAAAACAUUCCGAUGAAAUUGUUCAAUUUAACAAACUAGGUUACUUAGAACUUCUAAUGGUCAUGUCCAAUAAAUGGUUAGAUGAAAAAUAUGUCAGUGAUAGCCUUGAUAAUCUUGAUUGGAGCAAUUUGUCUUCUAUUAAUUUGGAGAUUCUGACGUGGAUUACAAAGGCUCUAGUUAUCAAAAAUUCAAAAUAUUCAGCCGGACCUUUGGAAAAAUUUGUUAACUUAUUAGAAAAUGACAAAGUGGGUGACUUUGUUGCUAAAUUAUUUGAAGUAUUUGUAGUAGAUAUCGGUUCCUAUUGUAGCAAGAAGGGUAUUUCACGGUCCAAUAAUGUUAAAGUCCUUUAUAAGCAAAAGUUUUUUAACUAUGUUUUCCCAGAAAUUGUUUCCAAAUAUAAAUUAGUCACUGAUCUAAAUAUUAAAAGUAACUAUCUGACGGCACUUUCGAUGAUUUUAAAACAUGUUCCUAACUUAUUAUUAGAAUUAGUUAUACAAGAAUUGGUACCAAUGUUAUUGGAAGCUUUAAAGAUGCAAAAUGCUGAUGUUAAAAUAUCAUCCCUAGAAACUUUAAACAGUGUUUGUGAAAAGAAUUCUGUUUUAACUACGAAAUAUUUCCAUACAUUGGUUCCAUUAUUGUUGAAACUUUUGAAAAAAUCUAAUACUAAUAACGUAAGAGUAAGAUUACUGACGAUGCAAUUAUUGCAAUUAAUUGCCCUCAGCGUUCCAAUAAAUUACUCUCAAAGCAUGAAGAAUAAUGUAUUAACUGAGUUAUUAGAUACGUUAGACGAUCCAAAGAGAAUCAUCCGUAAGAAAGGUAUCGACACGAGACAAAUUUACUUUGAGAUUGGUCAAACUCCUUCAAGCUAA